AUCUAACUUUCUUCCUGUCUUGUUUCCUGUGCUGCAGUUUGUGUGGGUCCGUACUGUAGCAAUGAAGACCUUUGUAGUUCUGCUGAUGUUGGCCCAGGCAAUGGGUAGCAGAGCCACUGGUGUAGCUUCAACAGUAUUGCGCAAACUGGACUGCGAUUCUCCUGAAUCUGAGGAGGCUGCCAAAGCAGCUGUUGGUUAUAUCAAUUCCCAUCAUCACCAUGGAUACAAGUACACUCUCAAUGAAAUUGAAGACGUUAAGGUCAUUCCAAGGGUACCUGAAGGAGAAACCUUUAUAAUGGAACUGGAGUUACUGGAAACCAAAUGCCACAUAGUGAACCCUUUGCCUGUAGAAAAUUGCACAGUCAGAUCGCUUGCAGAAACGAAAGUUGAAGGUGACUGUGACGUGGCCUUAGCAAAGGUUCAUGGAACCUUUACAGUGACUGGUUUUAAAUGUAAAUCGAGUCCAGAUUCAGCUGAGGAUGUUGCUAAACGGUGUCCAGACUGCCCAGCACUGUUGCCUCUGAAUAAUACCAAGGCACUAGACGUUGUCAGUGUUUCCCUUUCAAAGUUCAACACAGAUUCCAGUGAACCCAUUUACUUUAAGCUGAUGGAGGUUGGAAGGUUGUCGACUCAGACCUUGCCAACUGGCCCAUCAUACUUUGCUGAAUACGCCAUAGUAGAGACAAACUGCACCAGUGAUGUUCCUGACAGUCACCAUGAUGACUGUGUCCCACUAAGCGAAAGCCUGGCUCGCCAUGGAUUUUGCACUGCCACUGCUGUGACCACAGAUCUUAGUGAAGAUAUAACUGUUGACUGUGACGUCUAUGCUGCAGAGGGUCCACCUCUCCUGGUUUCUCCAGAUCCUUCUGCUCCACCUGCUGUACCCCACAUCGUCCACCAUUCUCACCAUGGCAGCACGGCCAGUCUGGUACACGGCACCAAACAUUACGCCCUGGGCAGCUCCCAGGACCUAGGAGGAUCUCUGUUUCUUUCUUCAGAGUCAGAGCAAGUCAUGACAAAACCGAAGGUGAAGAGAGAAACCCCUGACAAGGAUGAUCUGACAGGAGGUGCCCCCCCCAUAACCAUAGCCAAUGAGCCCCCGGUGGUUGAUGGAACAGAAGUUGAAAUUAACCCACCAGGUCCACCUUCUGGACCAGGCCCUAUAGAUCAACUACCUGGACAGCCCUUGCCACCUGUAGCGGGCCCUAUUUUACCCAUCUGCCCAGGAAGAAUUAGACAUUUCUGAGUUUGUUUUGUGAUAAAGCUGGAACUAUAAUUAAAAGCAAUACUGUUAUUUCUUGCGUUCCAGUCUUUUGCCAUUUUCAGCUCAUGCAGAGAUUAUAUCAAGUCAAUGCAUUGUAAUUAUAUUAGGGGUAUUAGAUACAUGCUCAGUACAGUUGCCCCUGUACAAUAGAUCUCAGUGGGUUUUUAUCCUGAAUAAAUGAAUUGUCAUGAUAA
This is a messenger RNA of Polyodon spathula (Mississippi paddlefish), 1458 nucleotides long. Its product is annotated as alpha-2-HS-glycoprotein-like. Gene Ontology annotation, molecular function: cysteine-type endopeptidase inhibitor activity. Gene Ontology annotation, cellular component: extracellular region; blood microparticle; extracellular matrix. Lineage: Eukaryota; Metazoa; Chordata; Actinopteri; Acipenseriformes; Polyodontidae. Gene Ontology annotation, biological process: negative regulation of endopeptidase activity. The record is from RefSeq and is a predicted model, not a curated record. The transcript is spliced from 7 exons. The coding region runs from base 62 to 1246 and encodes 394 amino acids.